Molecule: messenger RNA, 714 nt
Organism: Papaver somniferum (opium poppy)
Lineage: Eukaryota; Viridiplantae; Streptophyta; Magnoliopsida; Ranunculales; Papaveraceae
Product: luc7-like protein 3
Exons: 1
Coding region: 1-714 (237 amino acids)
Source: RefSeq, a predicted model, not a curated record
AUGGAAAAUCACAGUAAUCUAGUUGUUCCAAACAACGAUGCUGCCAAUAAUCAAGACGAUCCUCAACCAUCAGCGGCGUUUGAGCAGGCCGAAGAUCAUGUUCAGACUUUAAGCACCGGUGAACUACAACGUCUAAGAGACUAUAUUCAGGCUGAAAUUGAUCAUCGAAAUCAAGAGAUGAUCCUUCAAAGAGAGGAGGAAGAGCAGAGGCGAAGGAGAGAGGAGGAAGAGUAUGAACGCAAAUUUGCUGCAUGGAAGACGAAGUUCUUAGCAUAUGACAGGAGAAAGGAAGAAGAAUGGCUAGAGAAGCAUUCCGAGAGUAAGAUAUAUGGGAGUUCAACAGAUGAAGAUUCUGAAGCAUCUGAAGAUGGGAUGGAAUAUGAGGUUGAAGAGGUGAACACUAGUGAUAUGUAUUCUGAUGCUGCAGAGGAUAAAGCAAGGAUGGAGCGGUAUCAUGACAGGAAAAUGAGGGGAAAUUUUGAUUUCGAACUUGCAAAUCCCAAGAUUUAUGCACGGACCAUGCGGGAGGGGGAGAGUAGUAGUGACAGUGAGGAGGUCCAGGAGACUGAAACCGAUGAGGAUGGGGAUGGGAGUGAUGUUGAUGAUGUUGAGAGUACUCCAUCAUCUGACAACACAUCUCCUACGUCUUCUGAGAGUGCAGAUAAAUGGUUCCGAGAGGAAGAGGGUUGCGACUCCGAUGAAGAUGACUAUUAG